AUGCAUCUUCCGCAACUAUGGCGGCCGUUGGUUCUGGCCCUCCACGCCGCAGCCCCGGCCCUCGCGCAGGUCUUUGAUACGUAUGCCACCUUCAACGCCCUGGCCGGCAACGGCGACUCUACGGACGCGGCCCUGCUGGGCAACUACUACAACUACUGGAAGCUCCUCAGCACCAAUGCGACCACCAACAGGACGACGUGGGACCUCACACGGUCCGCCCGGAUGGCCACGACCUCCCCGAAGGAGAUUCCCAUGUCGGGCAACCGCGCCUCGGCCAUCAUCGAGCCGUCCCGUUCCGCCUUCGUCAUCAUCGACAUGCAGAACUUUUUCCUGCACCCCAAGCUCACCCCGAGCGCCACGCUCGGCCGCGCCGCCGUCGGGCCCACCGUGAACCUGAUCAACGCCUUCCGCGAGAGUGGCGUCAAGAUCCUGUGGACCAACUGGGGUUUCGACGACUACGACCUCAUCAUCUCGCCGCCCGUCGACCUCGACGGGUUCUCCGACGACCACACCCGGGCCACGAGCUUCUGCUCCGACAUGGGCACCAUCGAGGGCGACAACGGCGAGACGGUGCAGGUUGGCAAGAAGCUGUGCCGGGGCAGCUGGAACGCGAGGCCGUACGGGGACCUGGAUGACGAGAUGGUCCGCGGCGUGGAGCAGGGGACGGAUUUCUACUUCAACAAGAAUCGGGUGUCGGGACUGUGGGGGGCCCAGACCCCGCUUGGCCUGUACCUCCAGGAGAACAGCAUCACGACGCUCUUCUUCGGCGGCGUGAACAGCGACCAAUGCGUAUGGGGCGCGCUGUUGGACGCCUACUACAAGGGCUUCGACGUGGUCUACGUGCCGGACUGCGCCGCCACCAUCAGCCCGUGGUACGCGGAGCAGAUGGUCCGGUACAACGCGGAUCUGAACGGCUUCAUAGCCAACAGCAGCGACAUCAUCGCCGCGCUGAAGGGCUGA
This is a messenger RNA of Colletotrichum graminicola M1.001, 960 nucleotides long. RefSeq names its product isochorismatase hydrolase. The transcript is spliced from 2 exons. Lineage: Eukaryota; Fungi; Ascomycota; Sordariomycetes; Glomerellales; Glomerellaceae. The record is from RefSeq and is a predicted model, not a curated record. Bases 1 to 960 code for a protein of 319 amino acids.